Molecule: messenger RNA, 944 nt
Organism: Umbelopsis ramanniana AG
Lineage: Eukaryota; Fungi; Mucoromycota; Umbelopsidomycetes; Umbelopsidales; Umbelopsidaceae
Exons: 6
Coding region: 24-818 (264 amino acids)
Biological process (GO): replication fork arrest; DNA damage response; DNA replication checkpoint signaling
Cellular component (GO): replication fork protection complex; nucleus
Molecular function (GO): DNA binding
Source: RefSeq, a predicted model, not a curated record
ACGACUUGUCGGCACACUACGCGAUGGACGAUUACGACACAUUCUCUGCAGCUCAAGAUGAGCAAAUCUCGUCAACUCAGUUGGACCCGUUAGCUCCAACUGACCCUACAUUACGUGCAGAACAGGAAAAAGACAAGACGAAAAUAAAAAAGAGAACAGCAGCCAUCUCACUUGACCCCAAGCUCCUUUUAGGAGACAAGGGCCUUUCACGGCUUCGGCGACAAGGAAAAGUCAUGAAGUUUUAUGGCAAAGGACGCGAGGAUGAAGACUUGAAGCGGAUCAUGGAAUUUUACCAAAUGUGGGCUCAUAGCUUGUACCCACGUCUAAACAUGAAGGAUUUUUCUGACCGAGUAGUCAAGGUUUGCAGCAAACGCCAGUGCAAGGAAACACUGAAUGUAUGGAGACAGGAGUUGGUAGAAAACAAAUCAGUAGAAAGCAUGGAAGGCGGAUUUACAGGAAUAACCAUCGAAGAUGAUGCCAAUGAAACGAAUGCUAGCAGAAGUGCCGGUGUAGAUGAUAUCUGGGGGAGCGCUGCAAAUCCCCCAACCGAUCCAUUUUUCCAAUCGCUAAGCCCAUCGUCGCCGCCGCCCAGUGUUUCUACGGCAUCGACUGAUCAACAAUCUGUGUCAUUGACGGAGGAGCAGAAGAGAAAAAUAGACGAAAAUAGGUUGAAAGCCCUCGCCAAACGACGUGCGCAAGUUUCCAAUCCCACAUCGACUCCAUCAAAUCAGACACAGGAGAUGCACUGGGAUGAGUUAGAAGAUAUGGAAGCUCAAGCGGAAGAAGAGUACGAAGAUCCUGCAGAGGAAUACGUCUAGUUAUAUGUAUCAUAGUUGAAAUUUGACAUUGGAUUUAUAACCUUUGUCAAUCUUGUAUAUUGUCGUUUAAAUAAACAAAGAAAGAACGAAAAAGGGAAAAAGUCAAAGAGUUGGGAAGGAUACUUC